AUGUCCAUAAAGAAUUUCAAAUCUACCCACACCUGCGAUCAACAUGGAGCAAAUGCUGGCAACUCAAUGGUAUCAAGGAAGUUCAUUGCUAGCCAAAUACAAGUUGUUUUAAAGGUUAGGCCAGAUCUUCGUGUAGUUGAUAUCAAGAACGGCAUUCUCUCCAAUUUUGGCAUCAAUAUUAACUACAGUAAAACAUGGUGGGGUAAGGAGACAGCUCAACAGGACCUGUUCGGUGACGAUGAUAAUGCUUACGGUUCACUGAGAUGGUACGUUCUUUUUUAUUCUUCUGAAAUCACUCUUACAUAUGAAUCCAUGGUGCAUGCAACUAAUCCAGAGAGUCUUGUUGUUAUUGAUGCUGAUGACGGGAGGUUCAAGUGUAGACCUAUAUUAUUUUUGGAUGGAACAUCUAUUAAAGAUCGCUACAGAGGCAUACUACUUAGUGCCACUGAGUAUGACGGUAACCAGGGAAUAUUCCCCUUGCUUAUUGUGUAUGAUGAUGACAUGAAAGAAUUGGUAGCGAUCGAUCACAAGGCUUACGUCACUGUAAUGAAAUACUCCCCGGAUAGAUGGGCAAAUGCGUAUUUUCCUGGUAUAAGGUAUGACAAUGUUACUUCAAACGUUGUUGAGUCCUUCAACAGCUGGAUAAGAAAUGCAUGA
Asparagus officinalis (garden asparagus) is the source of this 657-nucleotide messenger RNA. RefSeq lists its product as uncharacterized. The transcript has 5 exons. The record is from RefSeq and is a predicted model, not a curated record. Bases 1 to 657 code for a protein of 218 amino acids. NCBI's taxonomy places the organism in Eukaryota, Viridiplantae, Streptophyta, Magnoliopsida, Asparagales, Asparagaceae.